Messenger RNA from Schizosaccharomyces japonicus yFS275, 4954 nucleotides. RefSeq names its product Ca2/Mn2 transporting P-type ATPase P5 type Cta5. Bases 202 to 3513 code for a protein of 1103 amino acids. Gene Ontology annotation, molecular function: ATP binding; nucleotide binding; ATPase-coupled monoatomic cation transmembrane transporter activity. The record is from RefSeq and is a predicted model, not a curated record. Lineage: Eukaryota; Fungi; Ascomycota; Schizosaccharomycetes; Schizosaccharomycetales; Schizosaccharomycetaceae. The transcript has 4 exons. Gene Ontology annotation, cellular component: membrane; Golgi apparatus. Gene Ontology annotation, biological process: monoatomic cation transmembrane transport; polyamine transmembrane transport.
CCAAAUUUGUAGUUGGUUGAUGUUGGAGGCAAAGUGCUGAAGACGGUUGCUGAAACGUUUGGCAAACCAAGCAUAGGGAGAAGUUGGUCUGACAACGUCGUUUAUAAAUACAGAAACUUAAGAAUAUCUCUUUACCAGGUCAUCGUUUUAAAAGUACGGACAGCUACUCUGUGGCUGUUUUUCGGCCUUUAGCAUUUUGGAAUGCUUUUCAGAUCCAUUCAAAAGCCUUAUGCUACCAUUGAGCUUGAGGACAUCGAUGAGAUAUACAGUCCUACCACGAAUAAUGUCAUUCGUCAACAACGGUUAAGUCUAGAAACGAUUGGAGACACUGUGCUUGUUGAUACUUUUCAGUUAAAUGAAAAAUCGAAAAACUGGUUAGAAAUUUUAAAUUUUUGCACACUUGGUUUCAGCUAUGUGCUUACUAAAUGGAAGCCUUCACUGUAUUUAAAAGCAUUAGGCGCUAAAUGCACUUUUAGUUCAGCGAAAUUUGUUGCCAUCUACUCAAUGACAGAAAAGUGCACAAUAAUUCAGCCAGUCAUAUCGGUAACACCUCAAUUCACUUUUUCUGAUGGAAUUCUUACUUUUCCGAGUAAUUCAACAGUGAAGUAUUUUGAGUACAAGCGGCAGGUUUUCUAUUUGAAUCCUAAAACGCUCGAUUGGCAGGAAGCAAUGUACGAAAAGAUUGCAUACCACAUCUUUUCUACUAGCAAAAAUUAUGUUGCAAAUGGAUUGUCGACCUGUGCUGCGAAUUCGCUCAGUCAAAUUUGUCAAACGAAUGUUACUCGUUUCAAAGCUUCAAGUUUCUUGAGCUUAAUUACCAAAGAGGUGUGUCACCCAGUUUAUUUCUUCGAGAUUUUCUCCGUUUGCUUGUGGCUACUGGAUCACUAUGUCCUCUACGCAUCUUGCGUAUUCAUCCUUACGGCCUACAGCGUAGUACUCUUUGCUCUUGACAAUCGAGCAAGUGAAGAACACAUUGCUCGUCUUGUUGGUCCGAGCCAAUCAGUUCGAGUAAUUCGCGAUGGACAGUUGUGUUAUAUUCAACACGAGGAUUUGGUUAUUGGCGACUUAGUAGUAUUGCAGGGUUCCUGUAAAAUUAAUUUUGAUGGAAUACUUAUCUCUGGAACAUGCUUGUUGAAUGACAGCUUUUUGACCGGCGAAUCAGUACCAGUGAACAAACUUCCUGUCGUUUCCCAGCAAGACCCUUCAUUCGAAGAUGCUUGGGAGGAUGCCUCCUCUGAUGUUUUAUCUGCACAUGCAGUACACUCCGGAACAUUAUUACUGAAAACGUCCAACGCAAAUCCAAAUACAGAGCCAUUCGCUCUUGCUAUUGUAAUCCGUACCGGAUUUGUAACACGCAAGGGAAAACUACUAUUAUCCAUGCUCUAUGGAAGGGUCAAAACAUCGAGUCUUCAACGUGACUCUUACGCCUUUUUGAAAGCGAUGAUCAUAUUUGCUGCUGUGAUGUUUCUGGUAACGAUGUCUAUAAUGCAUUCUCGAGGUUAUGAAUUGCGGCUAAUUCUUCUCCGUGCUCUUGACUUAAUCACUAUCAUUGUACCACCCGCUUUGCCAAUGUCUCUAAACAUGGGUUUAGCAAACGCCUCACGUCGUUUGUCCAAGAAGAAAAUUACAGUAACGGAUCCCAAAAAGUUUCCCAACGCAGGGUCUAUAUCUGUUGUUGGCUUUGAUAAGACAGGAACACUCACGGAUGAUACUUUAACGUUUGAGAGUCUCUUCAUAAGUUCUAAAGACUCAACACUUAUUUCCACAUCACUAGAAGAUUUAAAGACGGACGCCGUUUUAACAGCCUUAAAAAUAGCCAUUGCUUGUCAUUCUUUAAGUCGCGAGAACAAUGAACUUGUUGGUGAUCCCUUAGAAAGUGCAUUGUUUAAUGGUUUCAACGGGAUUUUAGACAAUGAUGGCCCAAAUGUUGAGAUUACUUCAGCUCUUCUUCAAAACAGGUUUUCCUCCAGCAUUGAUCCUAAAGUGUCUAUAUUAAAGACAUUCGAAUUUUCACCUCAGCUUCGAAGAAUGAGCGUUAUCGCACAUGCAAGUUUUCUUGAUUGUGUCGAAGUUUAUGCUAAAGGUGCCGUUGAGGCAAUUGUUAAUAUCUGUAGCCAGGAAACAGUCCCAGAUUCUUUAAUGAACUCAUUAAAUGCUCUUGAAUCGAAGGGAUUACGGGUAUUGGCUUUCGCUUCCAAACAAUUAGACUUUGCUUACUACAAUUGCAAACAGUGGAAUCGUUCAGGCGUUGAAUCGAAUCUCACUUUUGGAGGACUUUAUGUGUUUCGUUCUCAAUUAAAACCUACCGCAAAGUCUGUUGUAAAAAGUCUUCUUAACAAUGGGAUUGAAGUGUAUAUGGCUUCUGGAGAUAGUUUGCUGACUUCUAAAGCUGUUGCAGCAGACAUCGGUUUUUUUGAUGAAAACAAAGUUAUUUAUACACCUUCCAUUAAUCAAAACACAUUACGAUGGUUACGACACACAACCGAAGACAAUGACUUACCGACCGAGUCAUUAGUGGAGCAGUUUCAAGAACAAGAUACCAUACAUUCCUCUUCUAUUGCUGUCGUCAUGACAGGUUCUGAUCUUCGAUAUUUAAUCAACUUGCUUCCGGCCCAUGAGCUUCAACGAGUCCUUCAACGAUGCAAGGUCUUUGGUAGAAUGUCACCAUCCGAUAAAGAAUUGCUUGUUUCUUCGUACCAAAAUUUUGGCUUAAAAGUUGCCUUUUGUGGAGAUGGUGCCAACGACUGUUUGGCCCUACAAAAGUCAGAUGCCGGAUUAUCCCUUUCAGUUUUGGAUACUUGUGCUGCAGCCACAUUCAUUAGUGAGCAUCUUCGUUUGAAGGAUAUGAUUGAAGUUAUUAUUGAAGGACGGUGCGCAACUGUUACCGGAUACUCAUGCUUUCAGUUUGUUAUCUUAAGCGCCAUUCUUCAAUUCAUAGGUGUUUUGUGCUUAUACGUUUAUAACUUCAAUUUCUCUGACGGUCAGUUUUUAACGAUGGAUUUAUUUGUGAUAUAUCCAUUGUCUGCAACAAUAAGUUCAUUUCACCCGACAAAACAACUAAGUAAGUGUCAACCUCCGGACAGAUUGUUCACUGUAAAGUUUCUCAAAACAAUAGCGACACAGUCAUUAAGCGCUUUCUUAGCAAACAUCAUAACUCUUAAUCUCGUUCUCUCUUUGGAACCGAAAUUACCACAGUCGGUUCCAGAGACUUCAAACACGCAGAAUGCACUGACGACAGCGAUGUUUUUUCUUUCCCUAUUUCACUAUAUUGGUGCAGCAUUUGCGGUAAACAAAUUUACGGUCUUUCGCCAACGCGCUUCUCAAAAUGUUCUAUUCCUUAGUGUUGUUACGUUAAUAUUUCUUCCUUGCAUAUUGUUAUGUUUCGGCACGCCAUCCUCUAUCUUUACGCAAGCUCUCUCUUGUGUGACGUUACAGUUCACGACCCGCUUGUUACUUCUUCUUUGCUCCAUAAGUUCGGCAUUCAUUUUGUACAUUAUACAGGACGUGUACUAAAUUUUUCUUGAAAAAGAGCCCCAUGUCAGACGUCUUCUCCCUUUACGUUUAUAAAGGAGCUUGUGCAGCAUUACCCAUUGUUUGGAAUAUGCAUUACACUCGUUAAUAUAAUCCUAACCUUACUCCGUCUUAGUUUCUUCCUCCAUUAGCUCAUUACCCCAAAUGGAACGAGAGGGAGUCCAUAUUUGAAGAAUGUUAUCUUCAGCAGCCGUAGCAAGGGUCCAGUUGUAAUUUGGGCACCAUCCCAUAUCAAUGGCACAUGAGGUGUGUCCACCAUGCAUAAAGAGUAACUCCGGUGCACCAUCCUGCACCUCAUCAGAAGGCUGCUCUUCGCCAAUUCGGGAGAGAUCCCACAAAAGUGUUCGACGGUCCGCCGAAAUGGAAGCGAGAACGGGUUCUUCAUGAGGGGAAAAGGCAACUUUAAGUACACUGUCUUCAUGCCCUUCCAGGGUAUAGAGGCGAUGGUUGAGGUUCCGCAGAUCCCACAGAGCAAUUGUUUUAUCGGAAGAAGCAGUAGCAAUAACAAACUCAUUUAAAGGAUUAAACGAGAGACUGUUUACAGAAUCGUUGUGCGCACGGACACUUCUUAAAGGCUUGGAAGAGUCGGGACGACGAAUAUCGUGAAUAUGAAGGAAUUGGUCCUGAGAAACGGAGCCGAUGAGACUGCCAUGGAGGGGAUGAAAUUUGACAUCUGUAACAGCCUUUUCAUGUGUUGUAUGACAGUGUAUCAAACCAGACUCCGGCUCUGAGGAAAUUGCAUUUAUGUCCCAAGAACAGACAGUAGUAUCUUUUGAACCAGACACAAAUUGAUGCUUUACAACGUUGUUCCAGCAAACGGAGCUGCAGGGUUGAGUAUGCUUUUUAAACCGGUGUUUGGCAACCAAGUUUCCAUUUUUUGAACUUUCGCAGGCCUCGAAUGAACUUUUAUCAAAUAAGAGAAUAUCGUUAUGACGGGUUCCAAUCGUGAGUACACAGGAUGGAUCCUGAGGCAUCAUUCGGGCACAUAACAGAGAAUCUGUGUGACCGUACACCUUGUUUAUCUUUACACGCAUAGAAGGACUGUUUUCUUUUGCUUCUUCUGCAACGGCAGAAGCUUUCACUACAGGACUCAAGUAGGGAAGCUGAACUGAAGCCUUCGCCAAAACAUAUUUGUUUUGGCUAGCACGAGCGGCUAACAGCAUUUCUUGUUGUGAAUAACCUUUUUCAGCGAACCUUCUUCUAGUUAACAUUCAUUCAAAACGUGUUCUGAUAAAAGCGUACACUUCUUGUCCGUAACACCAUUCCAAAGACAUGCAUGGCCAUUCCAAGGCUCUGGUUAUAAUCAAAUCGUACAAAAAAGGAGAGUUUUUCUUCCAUAUUUUAUAUUCUGUGAUGUUUAGUUUAAUAAAACCGAAUUGGUCCAAACAAACCUUCAUUUAUGCAUUUUUCCUGAACGAUUCCC